Molecule: messenger RNA, 4538 nt
Organism: Hippocampus zosterae (dwarf seahorse)
Lineage: Eukaryota; Metazoa; Chordata; Actinopteri; Syngnathiformes; Syngnathidae
Product: aryl hydrocarbon receptor nuclear translocator-like protein 2
Exons: 17
Coding region: 1054-2868 (604 amino acids)
Biological process (GO): regulation of transcription by RNA polymerase II
Cellular component (GO): transcription regulator complex; nucleus; cytoplasm
Molecular function (GO): DNA-binding transcription factor activity, RNA polymerase II-specific; RNA polymerase II cis-regulatory region sequence-specific DNA binding; protein dimerization activity
Source: RefSeq, a predicted model, not a curated record
AUAUUUUAAAUGGUCUUUGCGGUGUCAAAUCUACUCUGGAUAUAUUACAGGAUACUACCCCCUGGCAGCCAACGUGUGCACACCGGAAUUAGCAGCCCAAUGUUAGUUAAAUUAUCAUUAUGCACAAAUUUCAUGAUAUUCUAUUAAAUACUAUUUUACUGUGUUUUUUUGAAAGUACAACGUUUUAGAUGACUAUUUUUUCAUGUAAACAAAAAACAUUCAAAAUGAUUUUGAACAUUUGGGGUGGGAUAUAUUUCCAUCCCUUUCUAUGCAAGCGCAACACGCAAAAUAUAUUGAUAAUAACAGCUUUCACAGACAGACCACGGCCAAAGAUAUUUGCACCCGAGUGUUUUUCGUGACAAACGUGAUCACAGAAACAAUUAAGAUCGUAAAUCAAAGCUUCAAAUGGAGAAAGAGCAGAGUGAGACAUCCUUCUUAAACUAGGCUGGUUUCGACGAAGCGCCCGAGGCAAGUAAACACACGUCCGUGGUAGAUUACUCAAAUUAAUUUGGAUAACUCCAAUAAACUUUAAUGAAUCAAGUAUGAUCCUUAUCAUGACAGAAAUUUACCGUAUGGGGAAAAAUAAAGAAAGAAACACGUGACAAUGUGGCGCUUUUGGCGCAUAUAAGGCACGUCACAUUAAAAAAUUUAAGGUACGUCACACACAAAUAUAAAACUUUCACUUGUGGAAUAAUAUAACAUUAUUAAAUAAUUUCAAAGGCGUUCGUAUGUGAAAUCGUGUUAAAGUAUGAAAUGAAUGACUCCGCUGUGACGUCGUCAAGCCCGGGAUGAAUGAAGGCGGAAAUGAAAAAAAAAACCACGGCUGUCCCGUCCCUCACGUUUCUGGCCCUCUCGACCUCGUACACCACUCCGCCUCCUUUGUUAAAAAAAAACGCACACACGCAAGAAGGGGUGGGAGGGGAAGACAAAAAUGAAGUCAAUUAUACAAGUCGCCGGCUUUUCGCGGCUGCCUCCUCUCUCGCUCGGCUCCUCCACAUGCGCCGCGGUGCACCGUAAAGCCUUCACCCGGACAUCGGCUCCUCUCGCGCGGCCAUGUCGGACGGAGGCUCCGUGGGGACCGCGGACCACCUGGCAGGUGGCAACGCGGAGGAGGACGGGCCGAGCCAAGCGAGCGCGUUGCUGCCUGCCGCCGAGCUGCUGAGGAAGCGCAAGGGUAAUGUGGAGGACAUGUUGGACACCCUUGUGCACCAAGGUCUUGACUUCCAAAUGGAUGGAGACCUCAGCAGAUCAGAAGAUGAUCAGCAAGCCAAAAUGAAAUGCUUCCGGCAACCUCACCGGCAGAUUGAAAAGCGGCGGCGAGACAAAAUGAACAACCUCAUCGAUGAGUUAGCCACCAUGAUCCCCGCCUGUCAGCCCAUGCCACGGAAACUGGACAAACUCACUGUUCUGCGGAAGGCUGUACAGCAUCUAAAAGCCCUUAAAGUAGGGUCAGGCAGCACCUUCGCUAAUGUCGCCUGUAAGCCUUCCAUCGUUCCUCAUGAUGAUCUCAGGCACCUUUUGCUCAGGGUUGCGGACGGUUUCCUGUUAGUUGUGAGUUGUGACCGAGCGAAAAUUUUGUUUAUCUCGGAAUCCGUCUCCAAGAUCCUCAGCUUUAGCAGGGUGGAGCUGACAGGCCAAAGUCUGUUCGACUUCAUCCACCCCAAAGACAUUAGCAAGGUGAAGGAGCAGCUGUCGUCGUCCGAGCUGAACCCGCACCAGCGCCUCAUUGACGCUGCCACUGGCGCCCCUGUCCACGCAGACACCCCCGUCACGGCAUCUCACUUGUCCACGGGAGCCAGACGCUCCUUUUUCUGCCGUAUGAAGCACAACCGGGGGGAGGGAAAGUACAAGGACAAGCGCACGCUGCCCACCGCUUCCAAGAAAGACUCGAGCAGAUACUGUACCCUCCACUGCUCCGGGUACAUGCGCAGUUGGCCAAGGAGCGACCUGGACUCGGAGACCGACGGCGAGAAGGUCACCACGGGCCUCACCUGUCUGGUGACUAUGUGCCGCGUGCAGGCCCACGCGUCCUACCAGCCCCCCAAAGACGUCAAAGUCAAGCCCACGAAGUUUGUGACUCGCUGUGCCAUCGACGGCAAGUUCACUUUUGUCGAGCAACAAGCAACGACUGUCAUUGGUUAUCUCCCGCAAGAAAUUUUGGGCACGUCUUGUUACGAGUACUUCCACCAGGAUGACCUGCAGCACCUUGCAGAAAAACACAGGCAAGUUCUGCGCAUCAAAGAGAAGCUGGAGACAAAGUGCUACAAGUUCAAAACUAAAUACGGUCCCUACGUUUCACUCCAAAGUCAGUGGUGUAGUUUUACGAACCCUUGGACCAAAGAAGUCGAGUUUGUUGUGUCGUUAAACCGGGUUGUCUCUAGGGGGCCCAGUCACACAAAAGAUGAUGAGGCAGCAGGCAGCGCCAAAGGACCUCAGGAAUCAAAACAGUUACCCAUUAUUCCAGGCCUCACGAGCAACGUGGGCAAAAUGAUCUACGCAGGCAGCAUUGGCACACAAAUUGCCAAUGAACUCAUCGAUUCCUACAGGGCAAACUCAUCUCCAUCCAGCGCUGUGUCCAGUCCGUUUGGUGCAGCCCAGAGUGUGACAGAAUCUCCGCAAGCAAGCAGAAGCCUGUCGAGCCAAGAGGAGGAAGCAGGAAGUUCCUCUGAGUCGAAGACGGAAGCAGUCCCCAGCGCUUUGGAAAGUACAGGCGACCCGUCCCAGCAGGACUUGGACAGCAUGCUGGUGCCGGGCCUCAGCAGCUUUAGCAGCGAUGAAGCGGCCAUGGCGGUUAUCAUGAGCUUAAUAGAGACGGAUGUAAACAUGGGCCAGUCGGGGGACUUGGACGACUUACACUGGCCCUUCUGAGCCCCCCCACUUUCACCUCGCUAUCCAACCCACCACGAGCCCCCCCCCCCCCCCCCCCAAAAAAAAGUACACCCAAGGACACGUAGUCUUUUUAAGGAAAUGGCACUUGGACUGAUCUGUCUUCCGGUGGGAUUGAAAGGCAGAUUCCCCCUCCCCCCCUCCCCAUUCUGGCUUGACUAUGGGGAAAUUCGGCUGAGGAUCUGCAGUGCCGCUAGAUGAACAACUUUUUAUUUUUUUGUCACACCAUAGCCAUCACCAAAUAUAUUUUUCUUUCCACCUGGUUUUUGGGUGCAGUCAUUCAAGACUCUUUAUGCAUUGUGCAAAUAUGGACCCGAUGCCUCAGGCCUUAAUUUACAGCCCAGACGCCAUCACGGCUGCUCUCCCCGUUAAACUGCAAAGCCAAUUUCAUGUCGUUCGGAAAAUUAAAAACAUGUUGGGGUGGGGGCUUGAAGAAUGUGGGGUUGCAGCAGAACCCUUCUGCCUGCAAAAUCAUAUGAUUAUGAUACGAGCCUCCUCCAAACCCGAACAACUUGGUUUUGUUUUCAGAAGCAUGCAUUUUUAGAAUCCAAAUUCACCUAGCAAGUUAUUUCUUUGGGUGCAUAUGCGAUCGAAUUUUAAUCGGCUAAUAUUUUAGGACCUCUCGGUGGCAUAUUCGUUAUUUAAGCCUUUGAGGCACAGCGGUUACGACAGUGGACAGCUUACCACCUUAUCAGGUUACAGGGUGCAGGAAAGGGUUAAUGUCACAUUUUUAUUGAUUGUCAUGGCUAUAUAUGGGCCAACACAUGCUAACGCAGUCAAAAUGUGUCUGGCGGCUCACUGUUUGGGUUUGUACCGGAAUAAAUGUAACGAUCUUUCAAAAAUAUCACAUUUGACUGGAAUUGACAAAAAUUGGCAGGCAAAUUUAUUGUAUGAUAGUACAAAUAAGAUUUAAUUUAAAAAUGUUACUCCACAUUAGUGGCGUGAAAUGAAUUUAAUGACAUCAUAUUUGGUCCUAAUUGGCUUUGCCCCAGUCCACUUUAUGCUAAUUAAAACUAGCAAUAAAUUUUAUUUAUUUAUUUAUUUUUGCUUGAGCAAAAAUCGUAACGCCAUACACCGGUUAAAUCGAAAGAUAUUAACUGUACGGUAAUAGCGGUCAAAUUCAAAUCCAAAUCAGUGUGAAAUGAAGCUAAAAAGGGCUUUCGGAGCUGGUCUCAAAAGACAAAAUACCAAAUGGUGAAUGUGCUGUCAAAAGAAUGUAUGUCAAUGACAUAUCACUGAGUGUAAAGGUGAGGCGGUUUUGAGGUUACUUGCUGGGCGGUUAGAAGAAUGUUUCCACUUCGAAUGCGGCCAUAACAAAACAAAACAAAAUGGGUAAAUGUACGGGGAGAAAAGACUUGAAAGCCUAAUAUGUAUUUAGUAGGACAUUGUUUACUGAGCGUUUUUUCCCAGGUGCAGAUCGCCGCUUGAAAGGCACAUUCUCUAUUGUCUGGAUGCGGCUUUCCACUUAUUUAAUAUUGUCUGUUUGUCUGUUGCCGAAUGUCCCGGUACCCACAACAGCCUUUUGUGAACUCACCGUCGGCCUAUCUCAACUUUUUUGCUACUGAGAAUAUGCAACAUGGUUCCGUGCACAUUUAUUCACUUGAAAUCCUACCAGAGCACACCAGACGAAAGGAGACAUUUGGAGGAUGGGA